Molecule: messenger RNA, 990 nt
Organism: Umbelopsis ramanniana AG
Lineage: Eukaryota; Fungi; Mucoromycota; Umbelopsidomycetes; Umbelopsidales; Umbelopsidaceae
Exons: 5
Coding region: 103-729 (208 amino acids)
Molecular function (GO): protein binding
Source: RefSeq, a predicted model, not a curated record
AGCAGUCCUAACAAGCAGGUAAAGUUCCUGAGCUCAGCCACCUUUUUUUUUUUAUUUCGAGCCAUAGAGAACUGCCUAUCGAACAACUUUCAUUCCGUAACAAUGGCACCCAUCCAAGAUUCUAAGUUGAACGCUCUGGUCUACCAGUACCUUACCAGUCAAGAGUUUACUGAGGCUGCCAAGGCUUUGAAAAAGAAAAUAGGAUCGGUCAAGGAGGUCGAAGGAGAAUCCUUGGUUGAUAUAUAUCAAAAGAAUAAGAGCAGCGAGACCAAAGAUGAUAGCAGCAGCAGCAGUUCCUCAUCUUCUAGUGAGAGCGAAUCUGACUCAUCCAGCUCUGAAUCAGAAGAAGAAGUAGAAGAAGAAGUGGCUAAGAGCAGUAGCAGCAGCAGCAGCUCGUCUUCUGAAAGCGAAUCUUCAGAUAGCUCAUCAGAUAGCUCAUCUUCCGAUAUGAAGAUGAAAAGGAAGAAGCUAAAGCACAAUCUUCAAGCUCUGACUCUAGCUCUGACUCUAGUUCUGACUCUAGCUCUGACUCCAGCUCUGAAUCAGAAGAUGAAAAGGCACAAUCCAGCAGUGAUGAUUCUUCUAGCGAAAGUGAAAGUGAAAAGGCUGCUGAAUCAAGCGAUUCUAGCUCCAGCUCCAGCUCCGAUAGCAGCAGCAGCAGUGACUCUGAUAGCAGCAGUGACUCCUCUAGCGAUAGUGAAUCAGAGAGCGAAAGCAAGAGUGCAGUAAAGCCCAGCGCAAAGCGAAAACUUGAAAGCUCAGAAAGUUCAGAGCCGUCAUCCGAUAGUACAGCUGUAAAUGAAGCUAAACCCGAGCCAGUGAAGAAGCAGCGAACACAAGGCGAACGCUUUCAACGAGUCAAGGCCCAUGAAGUUAACUUUCAUGACGACCGAUUGCGAGAUAAUUCUUAUGUUUCCAAGGGAGGAUCAGACGAUAGAUCUUAUGGUUGGAAAGCACAUCAAGAUCUCAUUGUAACCAGAGGAGAUAAAU